UCUAUUUAUGUACAUUACAGUCCAUGUGGUCCCAUUUGAAAGGUUAUUUAUAAUUAAGUAAUUGUUAAAGAUGGAUGAUUUGGACACUCAAAGUAUUUCACGUGUUCAAGUUAAAUUCUUCACUAGACAUACAGAAUAUUCAAUUCCAGAUACAACAUAUUCGAUUCCAAGUCACGUAUCAUGCAAAGAACUUUGCACUUUUAUUAAUAAAUUACUUUCAGAUGGUUCUGAAGAAACUAAGAAAAUUGCAUUUGAUUUUUUGAUUAAUGGAGAAAUAUUAAGAUUACCUUUGCAACAGUUUCUCGAACAAAAAGAAAUUUCAUUGGAAACUGUUGUAGAAAUAGAAUUUAUUCCUUCUUAUCCUGAACCAACACCAGAAUUAAGUCUUGCUUGCGAUGAUUGGGUUAGUGCAGUGAGAGCAUGUGAGAAAUGGAUACUAACAGGUUGUUAUGAUAAUACACUUCACAUCUGGACAUCCGAAGGAGAACACAAGUUGACCAUUCCUGGUCACAUUGCUCCUGUAAAAUCUGUUGCUUGGAUUAGUAUUGAUAAUCCUGUGAGCAUUUUUGUCAGCACUUCUCAUGAUGAAACUGCAGUUAUUUGGAAAUGGAAUCAACAGAUGAAUGCCGUGGAAUGCAUUCAUGUCUGUCGGGGGCAUGCAAGGAGUGUGGAUUGCGUCGACGUCAGCAUGUGUCGGAGAAAGGUCCCAUUGUUAACUUUAUCUGGUCAUUCGGAAGCUGUGACAGGAGUGCAAUGGAUUGAUAUGAAUGAAUUAUGUUCAGCAUCUAUGGAUAACAAUCUUUCUCUUUGGGAUGUUGAAAUGGCAAGCUUAAAAUCUCAGCUGAAUGGAUCAAAGCCAUUUUUUGAUAUUUCCUAUUCUCCUCUGUCUCGACACAUAGUGUCUGCUUCUGCUGAUAGACACGUCCGUCUCUGGGAUCCUCGGAUCAAAGAUGGAUCAGUUGUUCAAUGUGCAUUUACUUCUCAUAACGGUUGGGUUUCGGCUGUUCACUGGUCUCCUGUCAGCGAACAUCAAUUUAUAUCUGGAUCGUAUGAUUCUGUUUUGAAACUCUGGGACACACGAAGUCCAAAGGUGCCAUUAUUUAACAUGCUAGGACAUGAAGAAAAAAUUCUGUGUGUGGAUUGGUCGACACCAAACAGAAUUAUUAGUGGAGGUGCAGAUAAUUACAUAAAAAUUUUUGAUUCUCGGGUGGAAGUUACCAAAGGAGAAGGAAACAGUUGAUCUUGAAGUCCGUGAUUUGAAAAUAUAAUUUAUGGAAAGAUCUUAUUUGUAAAUUUAAUAAAAUUCCAAUAAAAUAAUCUUUAGUAUUA
Messenger RNA from Centruroides sculpturatus (bark scorpion), 1329 nucleotides. RefSeq names its product ribosome biogenesis protein WDR12 homolog. NCBI's taxonomy places the organism in Eukaryota, Metazoa, Arthropoda, Arachnida, Scorpiones, Buthidae. Gene Ontology annotation, biological process: ribosome biogenesis. Bases 71 to 1240 code for a protein of 389 amino acids. The record is from RefSeq and is a predicted model, not a curated record. The transcript has 11 exons. Gene Ontology annotation, cellular component: preribosome, large subunit precursor. Gene Ontology annotation, molecular function: protein binding.